Cyclocybe aegerita is the source of this 891-nucleotide messenger RNA. Lineage: Eukaryota; Fungi; Basidiomycota; Agaricomycetes; Agaricales; Hemipholiotaceae. The record is from the annotation of a GenBank genome assembly.
AUGGCGUUCGCACCCUCGAUCGGCAACCUCGUCACUCUCAGUACCAUCAUCGCAUCCAUCGUCAGGGCCGUGAACGAAACAUCUGGCGCUUCUGCCGAGUACAAGGAGCUCGUCGAUGAGCUCAACUCGUUCUGCAACAUGCUUACCAUCCUGAGACACACACUCGAGAAUACCACGGUCUCGCCCAACAACGAGCUCGCCUUCAAUUCAAUUCAUAUGGAGAUGGCUCGCUGUCGCGCUCUAGUCGAUGCGUUCGUCGACACCAUCCACCCUUAUCACCGAGCCUUGAACGCAGCGGGUGGCACUGGUCGGCGCCGGCGCUCCCUGCGCGUGAUCUUCCGGAAGGUCUGGUGGGCACUAUUUCGCCAGGAGGAUGUAACGAAGGUUCAAUUGAGGAUGAUGUCACAUCGUCUUCAGAUCGUCGUUUUGCUGAACAGCCUUUCUCUCCCUGUCGUUCAGGCCGCGGCUUCGAACGAAAUCACGACACAAGUCGGCUACAAACGUGAGAAUGGGAUUGAAAUCGUCGAUUUCAUGAACAAGACGUUCGUCAUUCCGUGGGAGCUUUGCUACUCCUUACUGAAAAUUCGUCUUACACUGCAGUCGUAUUACCAACACACGCCAGGCCAAACGCAGGCAGAAUGGGGAGAUUACACUUUGUUUUGCGAAGAUCUUGGAGGUUUGCAAGUCGAUGUUCGGGAUCAUUAUGACCAGCUUAGGAGAGGUAUGAGGCUAACUAUGGCAGCUCUUACCUGGAGGCAUCUUCCAGAAGGCCGACUGUCCGAAUACAAGUGCACUCAAUGCCCUCGCACCAUUUCGGUUGAACAUAUUGAUUACCUGGGAUGGGUUGAAUGGGAAGUAUCUUUCAUGAUCUUUCUCGAGCAGCAGAGCUAA